Messenger RNA from Spinacia oleracea (spinach), 2420 nucleotides. Its product is annotated as protein HIGH CHLOROPHYLL FLUORESCENCE PHENOTYPE 173, chloroplastic. Lineage: Eukaryota; Viridiplantae; Streptophyta; Magnoliopsida; Caryophyllales; Amaranthaceae. The record is from RefSeq and is a predicted model, not a curated record. The coding region runs from base 339 to 2117 and encodes 592 amino acids. The transcript is spliced from 13 exons.
UGCUCUUUUUUCUUUAGCCACAAAUCGGAUGGUGGACCAUACCAAUUUAUGUGGUGGAUAAUUUCACUUUUUUUAGAUCAGUUUGCUGCACCUACUGAUGUUGCCCUUGGCCACAGUUCAGAUUCUGGGGACCUCCAGAAAUCCAAUUUUUUAUCAUCACAAAUUCUUUAUCCAUUUCUUAUUUAGAUUCCAGAAAAACAAGUUCAUACUUUUAUCAUCACAAAUUCUUUUCUCAACUAUUACUAAUUUGCAAGCAUUUUUCAAUGGAUUCUUGAUCAAUAUCACAUAACAAGAAUUCAAAUUUCUGUCAAAAAUUUCAGCACAAAAAUUGUACAAAAAUGGCGGCGGCAGCUGCAUCAAUUCAUCUUCUUUCUGCGAGAACAAACAGCAGCAGAAAGAGGUUGAAUUUCAUGUCAACUGACAAAUACAGAACAACCCAGAUUGUAAUUAUUCCCAAAGCAUCUGCAAGUACAGAAAACAGCAGCACAUCAGGGAAAAAAGACAGCAAACUGACAAAAAAGAACAAGAAGUUUAAGGAAGAAGAGAAUGUUAAUGAUCAAAAGGAGCAAAUUAGUAACAAUGCUGAAACAGAGAAGAGUGGGAAGAGUAGUGAUAGUACUGAUGUGAUCAAAAGGAUUGAUGAGGCCGUGAACCCGGUCGGGUUAGGGAGGAAAUCGAGGCAGAUAUUUGACGAGGUUUGGAAGAAGUUCUCGAAUUUGGGUCAGAUUUCUAGGACUGAGUAUGAUGAUGUUAGUAGUAAUAAUUUGUUGGCGUUUGGGGAGUUUACAAUUCCUGAUGCUCAGAAUACUACUGUUCUUGUUAUUGGUGCUUCCAGUCGUAUUGGCCGCCUCGUUGUUCGUAAGCUCAUGCUUCGAGGUUAUACGGUUAAGGGGUUGGUUCGGAGAAUUGAUCAGGAAGUGACGGAUAUGCUGCCAAGGUCAGUGGAGUUAGUGGUUGGGGAUGUGGGAGAUCCUGUUAGCCUCCAAAAUGCGGUGGAAGGUUGCAACAAAAUCAUCUAUUGUGCAACUGCUCGUUCAUCCAUUACAGGGGAUCUCAACAGAGUUGACAAUCGUGGAGUCUACAAUGUUGCUAAAGCCUUUCAGGACUACAACAACCAAUUAGCACAACUGCGGGCUGGUAAAAGCAGCAAAAGCAAAUUUCUGAUUGCAAAAUUCAAAUCAGAAGAUUCACUUCAAGGAUGGGAAGUACGUCAGGGGACUUAUUUCCAGGAUGUGGUUGCCAGCAAAUAUGAUGGAGGAAUGGAUGCCAAAUUUGAGUUCAACGAGAAUGGCCUUGCCAUUUUCUCUGGAUAUGUUUUCACCAGAGGAGGAUAUGUAGAUCUGUCAAAAAAGCUUUCUCUUCCUUUGGGUUUUACUCUAGACCGGUAUGAAGGUCUUGUUCUUUCAGUUGGUGGCAAUGGUCGUUCUUAUGUUGUAAUCCUUGAAACUGGUCCUCUGGCAGAUUCAUCCCAAAGCAAAUUGUAUUUUGCUAGAAUUAAUACAAAAUCAGGAUUUUGCAGGGUCAGAGUUCCAUUUUCAGCCUUCCGCCCAGUGAAUCCAAGUGAUCCACCAAUGGAUCCAUUUCUCGCUCACACUUUGACCAUACGCUUUGAGCCUAGAAGACAGAGACCUGUUGAAGGGCCUAAUGGGAUGAAGCAAGAUCCAAGAAGUUUCGAGCUAAUCUUGGAAUACAUAAAAGCCUUACCCAGUGGUCAGGAAACAGACUUCAUUUUGGUAUCUUGUACAGGAUCAGGAAUUGAGACCUCGAGAAGGGAGCAGGUUUUGAAAGCUAAGAAGGCUGGUGAAGAUUCAUUGAGAAGAUCAGGACUAGGUUAUACAAUAGUCCGUCCAGGUCCAUUAAAGGAAGAACCUGGUGGGCAACGUGCUUUGAUAUUUGACCAGGGAAACCGAAUUUCUCAGGGAAUAAGUUGUGCUGAUGUGGCCGAUAUCUGCGUGAAGGCGUUGCAUGAUUCUACAGCCAGAAAUAAGAGCUUCGACGUGUGCUAUGAGUAUGUGGCUGAGCAAGGCCAGGAGCUUUAUGAACUUGUGGCACAUUUACCUGAUAAGGCAAAUAAUUAUUUGACACCAGCACUCUCAGUUCUUGAGAAGAACACCUAACGGAGUAUAUCAUAAACGAAAGAUUUUGAUCGUCUUGUUUGAGUUUGCUUCUGAGAAUUGAGAACAAUUUAAUGAGCAUUUCCCACCCCUAUAUCUUCCACUUGAUGGUAUCAUUUGUAAUUGUGUAUAGCAUUAUAGGAUAUAUAAAGACACACAUUAUAUCAAUACAUCCCCUGUAUCUCUUAUUCUCUUGUUACAUAUAGAAGAAGAAAACAUUGUAUUAUGUGAUGAAAAAGUUGCAGAAUACUGUCAUGGACAACAAAUUUUUUUGAUACAACUAAUUGCAAUGUCAUGUACUGUAAA